Messenger RNA from Pogoniulus pusillus (Red-fronted tinkerbird), 6523 nucleotides. It is a transcript of the gene CBL, whose product is annotated as Cbl proto-oncogene. Bases 106 to 2817 code for a protein of 903 amino acids. The record is from RefSeq and is a predicted model, not a curated record. Gene Ontology annotation, biological process: negative regulation of epidermal growth factor-activated receptor activity; cell surface receptor signaling pathway. Gene Ontology annotation, molecular function: SH3 domain binding; phosphotyrosine residue binding; ubiquitin protein ligase activity. The transcript has 16 exons. Gene Ontology annotation, cellular component: membrane raft; plasma membrane. NCBI's taxonomy places the organism in Eukaryota, Metazoa, Chordata, Aves, Piciformes, Lybiidae.
UUCCCGGUUGCCCUGCAGGGUCGCGACCCGGGGCCGGACGGGGGCGACGGGCAGGGCGCGGGUGUGGGCGCUCUCACGGCCGCCCCCCGCCCCCGCGCCGCCCUCAUGUCGGCGCCGCUGAAGAAGGGCCCCGGGGGGCUGAUCGGGCUCAUGAAAGACGCCUUCCAGCCACACCACCACCACCUCGGCCCUCACCAGCCUGGCGCCGUGGACAAGAAGAUGGUGGAGAAGUGCUGGAAGCUGAUGGACAAGGUGGUACGUUUGUGUCAGAACCCAAAGCUGGCCUUGAAGAACAGCCCACCCUACAUCCUGGAUCUGCUGCCUGAUACCUACCAGCAUCUCCGAACCAUCCUGUCGCGCUAUGAGGGGAAGAUGGAGACCUUAGGGGAAAAUGAGUACUUUCGUGUGUUCAUGGAGAACCUGAUGAAGAAAACCAAGCAGACCAUCAGCCUCUUCAAAGAAGGGAAGGAAAGGAUGUAUGAGGAGAACUCACAGCCCAGGAGGAACCUGACAAAGCUCUCCCUGAUCUUCAGCCAUAUGCUGGCCGAGCUCAAAGGGAUUUUCCCAAGUGGCCUUUUCCAAGGAGACACUUUCCGGAUCACCAAGGCAGAUGCUGCAGAGUUUUGGAGGAAGGCUUUUGGUGAAAAGACCAUUGUUCCUUGGAAGAGCUUCCGUCAGGCCUUGCAUGAAGUGCAUCCCAUCAGCUCAGGGCUGGAAGCCAUGGCCCUGAAGUCAACCAUUGACUUGACUUGCAAUGACUACAUCUCAGUGUUUGAGUUUGAUAUCUUCACACGACUUUUCCAGCCAUGGUCCUCCUUGCUCAGGAACUGGAAUAGCCUAGCAGUGACUCACCCUGGUUAUAUGGCAUUCCUCACCUAUGAUGAGGUGAAAGCUCGGCUGCAGAAAUUCAUUCACAAACCUGGCAGUUACAUUUUCCGGCUGAGCUGCACACGGCUGGGCCAGUGGGCCAUUGGCUAUGUCACUGCUGAUGGCAACAUCCUGCAGACAAUCCCCCACAACAAACCUCUUUUUCAAGCACUGAUUGAUGGCUUCAGGGAAGGCUUUUACUUAUUUCCCGAUGGCCGGAAUCAGAACCCUGACUUGACUGGCUUGUGUGAGCCCACACCUCAGGACCACAUUAAAGUCACACAGGAACAAUAUGAAUUGUACUGUGAGAUGGGCUCCACCUUUCAGCUAUGUAAAAUAUGUGCUGAGAACGACAAGGAUGUGAAGAUUGAGCCCUGUGGCCAUCUGAUGUGCACGUCCUGUCUCACUGCCUGGCAGGAAUCAGAAGGUCAGGGCUGUCCUUUCUGCCGCUGCGAAAUCAAAGGCACAGAGCCCAUUGUUGUCGACCCCUUCGACCCCAGAGGAGGAGGAGGAUUGUCACGGCAAGGGGCAGAAGGAACCCCCUCACCCAAUUAUGAUGAUGAUGAUGAUGACAGAGCUGAUGAUUCCCUCUUCAUGAUGAAAGAACUCGCCGGUACCAAAGUCGAGCGUCCUCCUUCUCCCUUCUCAGUCGCUCCGCAGGCUGCGCUGCCCCCUGUGCCCCCGCGCCUGGACCUGCUGCAGCAGCGAGUGGCCAAUCCCCCUGGGGCCUCCAGCCCUGGCACCACUUCAAAGGCUGUCCCUGGUACUCUUCACAAAGACAAACCUCUGCCGAUCCCUCCCACGCUCCGAGACCUCCCUCCACCGCCGCCUCCCGAAAGGCCACAUUCCAUUGGCACCGAGGGGCGACCUCAGAGGCGUCCCCUGCCCUGCACGCCGGGGGACUGCCCCUCAAGGGACAAACCACCUCCUGUGCCCUCCAGCCGCCAGGCGGAGCUGUGGCCAGCCAGGCCGGUUCCUAAAGCCCCUCCUGUAGCUCUCAGCCCUGCUGACCCUUGGGCUGGGAGAGAACUGUCCAACAGGCACUCGCUUCCCUUCUCCUUGCCCUCUCAGAUGGACUCCAGGGCUGACAGCCAUCGGCUUGGCAGUACAGUCAGCCUGGACAACCCAGUGAGCUUGAACAGUGCUCCUGCAGCAACCUCAGAGUGUGAACACCCCAAAAUCAAACCCUCCUCGUCUGCCAACGCCAUCUACUCCUUAGCUGCCAGACCACUGCCUGUACCCAAACUGCCUGCUGGGGAGCAGUCUGAAAGUGAUGAGGACACUGAGUACAUGUCACCAUCCUCCUUGCCUGUGGUGCCUCCAGGUCCUGCUGUACAAAAACCAGAGCUCAAAAUGCCUUUGGAAAUGGCUCAGAGUUCACGAGUUUCAGACUGCGACCAGCAGACAGAUGCCUGCAUGUAUGAAGCGAUGUACAACAUUCACUCCCAGGCAGCAUCCUCUGCCUUCGAGGCUGUCAACACUUCUGAUGAAGGGGAUCUGGCAGCAGCCAGUGCCAGCAAUGGCCCUGAGGAGUCAGAAAAUGAAGAGGAUGGCUACGACGUGCCCAAGCCGCCGCUGCCGGUGGCGAUCGCUCGGCGCACGCUGUCUGACAUCUCCAACGCCACACCUGCCUUCAGCAGGAUGUCCCUGGAGAACGACCCUGUCACAGGCUUUUCAGACGCCUCUCAAGUUCCAGAAAGGCCUCCAAAGCCGCUACCGCGGAGGAUAAAUUCGGAGCGGAAAGCAGGGAGCUGCCAAACAGGAGGAGCCAGCAGCGGGAGCAGUGCCUCACUGCAGCUCUCCAGUGAGAUCGAGAACCUCAUGAGCCAAGGCUACUCAUAUCAGGACAUUCAGAAGGCUCUGGUCAUUGCACAUAACAAUAUUGAAAUGGCCAAGAACAUCCUGCGGGAGUUCGUUUCCAUUUCCUCCCCGGCGCACGUGGCCACAUAGCACAGACCUCCGGCACCUACAGCUUCUGUGGACCAACUGCCUGGGCAGCCCUGGCCCAGCUACUCACCAAAGGGGAAGGGAGUUCCUUUAGAGACUUCAGUGCUGAGGUCAGGCCUGCCUCUCCAGAGAAUCAGUUUUCAGGUUGAUGUGGUUCCAGAUUUCAAAGCAGGGGAAUGGAAGGGAGCAGAGCAGUGUUUUAUACGAUGUGUGUCUUGGAGUCCUUUACCCCUACCUCUUGUCUGAGAGAACAGAUUUAUUCCCAGGGUGUUGGCAGAGGAAGGUAUCAUGACAAGGGAUCCCCGAGCUGAUGCCCUGGAGGCUGAGGACAGUGUUUGUGCUGUGAAUUCUGAGUGAGUGCUCUGAGAAGUCAGAGCCUUGACGUUGGUGUGUCCUGUGGUUCAUGGUACUAGGUUUGGAUCUGUUCGCUGCUUAUGUGUCUGGCUCAGGCUUUUUAGGACAGCUGGGAGGUCACUUUCUGCUGGGAACAAAUAGGAGACCUUGGAAGGAUCUUUGGAUUGCUUCCUGUUUGCCAUGGCAUUUCCUCCUUGCCUGUAACAGUGGCAUUUAUUGCUUAUGAUUCAAAUCCUCCCUCCUUGCUCAGAGGCAGUGUGACUGGCUUCUGUCAGGCACCUUUGCUCUUGACAGUGCUGGGAGUUGGGUUUCUCUCCUAGGUGUCCUCUUACUGGCAGCACCCAGCCUGCAGGCAGCUAAAUGUGCUGGGUUUGAGGGGUGGGAGAGGCUGGGAAGAGUUGGAGUGAGAGCACAGAAGCGGCUGCUGUUGCUCCUCCUUUUUCAGCCUUGAGCAUUUGUUUGUGCUUCAGCACUCAGGCUUGGUCGUGGCUCUGCUGGACUCUAGCAGCCAUCCCUGGGCACUCCCACGGGGCUCUGCCUCUAGGAAUGUUGCACCUGGCCAGUGGGAUGUUUUAUUUAUCUUAAUUGCAUGGUGGUUGUGGCAGACUAGUGGCCUUCACACACAUUCCAUCGUCUCCUUCAGAGAGCUUUUGCAGGAGCUAAGCUGUCUUUGUGCCAGGCUGUUGUGUGGAAGUGGUAGCUGCAGCUCUGAUGUAUUUGGUGGUUAUCUUUACCUGCUUUGCAGUCAAAGAAAUGCAGCAGUUCUCUGCAUGCCUAUCAAACAACAUGGAGGGGCUCCUCUUCUUUGCAUUCCCAUUCCUCUAAGGUGUUGCCAGAGCUUGUGGUGAAACAGCUCUGGGCAAACUUCUGUGUUUGUAAAACAAUCACAUGGCUUUAAAAGUCAGGGCUCAGCUGGUCCUUGGGGAAAGAACCUGACUUGCAUACUCAGCUACUUAGCUCUGUUUGCAAAGGCUUGAUGUGCAAGGAGUGUAGGAUGCCUUUAGACAAGAUUGAAGUCAAGUCCAGAGGUACAGAGAUUGCAGGCUGAGAGGUGAACAAGGGCUCUGGGCACACUGAGGGGCUGGCAGCUUUUGGAAGCAUCUCCCAGCAUCAUUUGCACCUCUCUAAGGGCAGCAGCAGUCACUGGGUUGCACCCUUGGUUGCAACCUGGAGUAAUUAGGGUAGUUGGAUGCAGUUUGGGCUUUUAAAGAAUCCAGGAGCUGGGCUCAGGUCUCAGAGAAACCUCUUGAAAUUGGCAGAGGAUUUAACAGGCAAAGGGAGCUAAGAGUAAAUGUCUUGUAUGGAGUGUGGAGUUGUUUCUCUCUGAAUCUCCAGCUUUAGAAAUGCAUGCAGUGGGUUCCAGGCAGUUUCAAAGCCUGAACUCUUUCCUCCCCUCCUUUCUGUAGUGAAGAAGAUGUUCUCUGACACCAUCAUGAGCUCUGCAGGCUGUUACCACCAUUCCUGCUCUGGGGCCAGGCCUGAAACCUGCAGAUGCAGCACAGUGGUGAGGUUGCUGUCAGCGGGCUUGGUCCUCUGCCCUGCUGCAGGGAGAGGGCAGGAGCAGCUGGGUCUGGCUUGGGGGAAGGUGCUGGGUUGUAAAGCUCCGACCUGGAGAAGAGGAGGUGUUCUCUUUCCUCUGCCCACACGGGGUUGCUGCUCUUUGUCUGUGAAGUGCUCUGCCAGCUGUGCCCUGCAGCCCUGCUCAGGGUGUCUGUGGCAGCUUCUGGAGAAGCCAGGCCAGCACUGGUGCUGCUGAGGCAGGAGGGGAAGGCAGUUUUGGCUCUGCAUGGUACACUUGGGAGCUGUAGUGUCUGAGAGUGAUUGCCUGGCUGUGUCCUGGAGAGCCAGGCCAAAGCCUUUGCUGGCUGGGGAGUACUCUGGGUUUGUUUCCCUCUUUCCCCCCAGUGCUGCCACCAGCUCCCUGCUGGGUUUGGAGCCACUUCACUUCUGACUCUCUGUGUAAACCGAGUGCAAGUGUGUUCAGCUGUGAUGUGUGACUCUUGCCACUGCCAAGGCUGCAUCAAAGCCAAGUCCAGCCAGCUAGAAAGCCUUAACUCUCGUCUUGCACAGUGUUUGUGGCCAGGGUGGUGAUGCCCUGUCCCAUGCAAGCCUUCAUUACAGGCUUGUUGUGGUGUUGCAUUCAGUCAUGCCUGGCAGGGCUGUAACUGCCCUGCCCGUGGGGUUUAUGUGCUGAGAGACAUUCCUGUGGGUGUUGUGCCAGGUUGUAGUAAUUAGAGAGAGCAAUCUCUGUGGCAUGUAUCACUGGUUUUUCUGCAUGUGUCCUUUCUGUGCACUGUUGGUGUCUCAAACUGAUUGAAGAAACUGAAGCCUUGAUUUUUCUUCCUGGACCAUGGAACUGUCUGCUUGGUGCAGCAGGAUCCCGGCCGUGUCUCAUGGCUGUGCUCUCUGAAGUCAAUCCAGGCACUGCAGAGUGGUUUUUUUUCCCCUCUUGUUCUUUCAGAAAGGUAACUCUGAGAUGAGUUUCUCUUUGUUCCUUUCACCUCCUUGAUCUUUACUCUUAAGAAGUUCACUUUAACAAGAAACAAACAGAACCCAACCCUGAAUGUCUGGUGCCUUUCUGAAGGGAAUGCUGCGUCCCUAGGCUGGAUCUGAGUGUCCAUCCCUCUCUGAAGAUGAAGAGCCCAGGCCAGACAUCUGAGACUGCUUUGAAAGGAGUGGAAAGAAGGGCCAAGAAAGAUGGGCAAUUGUCACUUCAACCCUGACACUGUGUUUUGUAGCAUUUCAACUCUUUCCUUCUUUACCUGUUACUAACAGUGACUUGUCUGGACUGGUGCUGUGCUAAACUUAGUGUGAGGAGAGUAGAUCUAUAGGACAGGAUUGGGUUUGCUUGUAACCAAAUGCUACUUCUGCUCCUGAGAAGUGCUGAGUUCCCCACCCCCUGUGUCAACCCUGCACACGCAGCAAGCAGAAAACACUUUGUAGAGGAGGAGCUGGGCACAAAAUGUAUGGGACCAGCACCCAUCUCUGCAUGGCAAGCUGCAGGGAGCUGUGGAACACCACAAAGUGGUGUGUUGGUUCUGCAGAGGGUUUCUGGCUGGCUUCACUGCCACCAGGAAUGGGAAUCUGAAAUGAGAGCCAGCCAGGCAGAGGUGUGGGUGGCUGCUGUGUUGCCCUCACUUCUGUGUCUCUGCAGGAGGUGGCAUGGAGUGCCCAUGCUGGGGUUUUGCUUUCACUCUCAGCAGCUUUCUGCAUGCCCUUUCACUCAGCCCUUGUCUUGGGGGAGCCAGCCAGGCUCUGAGUCCAGCAUGUUGCUUUCUGCACUAGACUGAUUGCAUUACUGUAGCUAAUCCCGAGGCAGGGUUGUUACUGUAAAUGGGUUGUUCUUGUUCUUGUU